AUGUCACAAAACAAUGGUCUCUCGAUGAGUAUCAGUGUGAUGUCAGUCACUUUCCUAACGUUUAUAAGUGGAUAUGGCGCCACUAAAUUAUACAAUACUUUAAUGAAACAACAAAAUGAUGCCCCUUUCUCAUGUCAAAAGCUUCUCAAGUUAACAAAAACAUCAUCAAGACUACCACAACCAAGAUGUAAUGAAAUAGAAAAAUUGGUAAUCACAUAUAACAAACUUCAAAGAGAUGCAAUAUACACCCGAAACAAAUAUAAAAAAAAAUUGAACAUUAUAUUGGAAGAAAUCGAAGAAAUUCGUGAAGAAAUUUAUAAUUUUGAAUGCCAAACCGCUAUUAAGAUUUUCGAAAUACUGGAUGAAAUAGAAAUAUGUCAUAAUUUAAGCACAGAUUCGAAUUCCGUUAUGUCGCAUAUUAAAGGUUUAAAAUUAAAACUGGAAGAAGAAGAAGAAAAUCAAAAUGAGACAUUGGAAUUAAUGCAAAUUGAACUAGGACACUUGAUUUGGAAGUAUGAGGAGCUGGAGAAAUGUGAAAUUCAGGAAUGGCGAAGCGCAUUAAAGAAUUUGCAAAAGGUUCAAAGUCAGUUGUGUCGAGCAACGAAUUGGGCGAUGAAGGUAUCAAAAAAACGGGAGAUUCGACUUGAUCCUAAGAAUAUUAUAAAUUAA
Messenger RNA from Acaulospora colombiana, 669 nucleotides. NCBI's taxonomy places the organism in Eukaryota, Fungi, Glomeromycota, Glomeromycetes, Diversisporales, Acaulosporaceae. The record is from the annotation of a GenBank genome assembly.